Caenorhabditis bovis is the source of this 1233-nucleotide messenger RNA. The record is from the annotation of a GenBank genome assembly. Lineage: Eukaryota; Metazoa; Nematoda; Chromadorea; Rhabditida; Rhabditidae.
AUGUCAUUGGAAGAACAAGCAAAUCUCGUCUCGUCUUCAUUGCAAUUACCGCCCUUGCUCACCGAGCAUCUUAAACUUCCACCAAGGACGACAGAAGCUACACUGCCAAAUGCAACCGAUAUUAUGAAUCGUCUGAGUAUUGCCAAUAUCCUCAAUAAUUCUCCGAGCAUUCCCCAAAUGCCAUUGAGUUUUGAAACACAGAAAAUGCUGCUUGAGAGACAAUUGGUUUGUCCGCCAAUGCCUUUCAUACAGUUGCCUGCCUUCAACGCGCUUCUUCAGCUCCCAAACAAUCCCAUUCAUAACCAAUACAUUUCACCAUUUGCGCAGAAGCCGCUUUUCGAGAACCCAUUGGAUUUGAGCAACAAGGCGAACGCACUUCUUCAGCAAUUUGCAAUGAAUGGCUUUAAACCGAUGGAAUUGCCGCCAAAGCCGCUCGACGAUUCGUCAUCACGCGCAAUCCGACGCAAUUACACCGCUGAAGAUCUGACACAGGCCGUCGAAGAUAUUCGUCGAGGAAAAUUAGGAACUAGAAGGGCAUCGGUCGUUUAUGGCAUUCCACGAUCAACUUUGCGUAACAAAAUUUACAAGCUUGAAGCGGAAGGAUCGUACUCGCCGCAAGCGAAGAGCAAGCGUGGAUGGACGAAAAGCACUACGGAGAAUAAUUUAAGCAAAAGCACUGCAAGUGACACUCCUUCUUCAUCUCCACUGAUUUCGCAGUCGCCUAGCAGUCCAGACAGCACAAAUAGUUUUCUUGAUGUAAACCCAGUGAAAGCGGAAUUGACGGCGGCCUCCGAAGAGGUGAAUGGCGGCGCGUGGAUUGAUGCGCUGUGGCAGAACUUGUUCAAAAAUCAGAACACUCAGAUGACGCCUGACGUGAUGGUGGUUCAGCAACCGAUCGCUAUCAAGCCGGAGAUAAAGCCACCACCGCCGCGCACCAGCAAUGAAGAGUGGAAAAGAAGUCGGCCCAAGAGGGGGCAGUACAGAAAAUAUGACAAGCAUGCAUUGGACGAGGCUGUCAAAAGUGUGCGGCGUGGCGAGAUGAGUGUUCACCGGGCCGGAAGCUACUACGGUGUUCCGCAUUCCACCUUGGAAUACAAGGUGAAGGAACGCAAUUUGAUGCGCAAAAAGAAGGAAAAUGCGCCUUCUGAAGAGCCGACAAGUUCAACAUUCAGCAGCGAGGAACUUCUAAAAGCGUUCAAUCCACUUCAUUUGAUUCCACUAAUCUCUCAAUAG